Huiozyma naganishii CBS 8797 is the source of this 846-nucleotide messenger RNA. RefSeq names its product Atp10p (gene ATP10). Gene Ontology annotation, biological process: mitochondrial proton-transporting ATP synthase complex assembly. NCBI's taxonomy places the organism in Eukaryota, Fungi, Ascomycota, Saccharomycetes, Saccharomycetales, Saccharomycetaceae. The coding region runs from base 1 to 846 and encodes 281 amino acids. The record is from RefSeq and is a predicted model, not a curated record. The transcript has a single exon. Gene Ontology annotation, cellular component: mitochondrial inner membrane.
AUGUUGCAGCACGCCAGUAAACGCAGCUUCAGUAGCUGCGCCGCUCGGAACGGUUUCUUUAACAAGUUCUUCCAGCCGAUCAUAAGUGCGUCGAAACCGGAUGAACACCAAGUGGAACAGCUUGUGAAGCCCGUUGGACUGCCGAAACCGCCCACGGCAAGCACCGUGUACUCGAGAGGAAACAAUUUCCGGGACCUCUUUGACGACGACAAAACGCAGCGACGCACAGAGGAGCUGACUUUGGAGCUAAGUAAGUCCGGAAUGUAUGACAUGUACACGUUCCGCAAAACGAGAGGGAAGAUGUUUCUGUCACCCAAAUCGUACUGGCGGGCGGACAAAGCGCUAUACUUCCCGCACUUGGUUGGUACAGCGGUCGCUCCCGGCAGUCGAAGGACGAACGUCGAGGACAUGAUGCGGGGGAAAAUAAGUGUCGUGCGAGUAUUUGGCAAUCGGGUUGGCGAGGAUAUAUCCACGGAGUUCUUCACGAAACAGGGACAGGGGACCCCUGAGUUUGAAUCCUGGCAGGACGUCAACACGCAACUGAUCGAGAUCAGCUGGAUCGAAAACGCGCUGAAGUCGUUCGUGAUGAAGCUCUCGAUGUGGAGUCUGCGGAACCACUUAUCCGCGCAGCGGCAAUCCAAGUAUGUUCUCUGCGAGCGGAAGCAACUACCCUUCAUGAUCAGAGAGCAGCUCAAUCUGAAUAACCUGUACACAGGGUACGUACUUGUGGUGGACCCGCAGCUGCGGAUCCGUUGGAUGGCGAGUGGGGGUGUCCGCUCCCCCGAGGAGCGCGACGCGCUGUGGAACUGCGUCUCACACUUGAAACGCGAACAGCCACCGACGUGA